Molecule: messenger RNA, 2266 nt
Organism: Paramacrobiotus metropolitanus
Lineage: Eukaryota; Metazoa; Tardigrada; Eutardigrada; Parachela; Macrobiotidae
Product: zinc metalloproteinase nas-39-like
Exons: 5
Coding region: 627-2000 (457 amino acids)
Biological process (GO): proteolysis
Molecular function (GO): metalloendopeptidase activity
Source: RefSeq, a predicted model, not a curated record
GUCAAUUCAAGGUGCAUUGCUGCCGCGGAUUAAAGUUAGCGUAAACUGACCCUGCGAACGCUUGGGCAAACCUUUGCCAGCUUUCUUAUUCUGUUUGCGCUAACAUAACCGGCAGUAGCAAAAACCUGUGUGUGCAGGCAACGACAGUUUCAUUUAAUCAGGAGGAAUGCAUUCCCCACUUGCUCUGCUUAUUUCGGGAUUUCUGUGGAUUGCCGUCACAGUGUCUUCCCCGCCAGACAGCUGACAAACUUUUGCUGAUAAACGAUAUCAACUGGGACGACGACGACGACGGCACCGGGUACGAUAGCUUCGUUUCAGGAUCGGGCUAUCUUGCACCGAGCGGCUACUGGCCCAACAACGGACAACAGAUUCCUUAGGAAGUGGCAGGAUUUGACGACGAACAAAGAGCCCUAAUAGAAAGUGCAGUGCGAACUCUGGAAUUUCGAGUCAGCGGCUGCGUAACGUUCACGAAGCGCACCUUGACCCACAAGGAAUACAUUCUGAUCCAGCAUCACACGAGAUUCACACCAGUAUGUAAGGCAGACAUUGGUCGCACUAUCGGGCAUCCCACCAAAGUCAAACUGCAUUCGCGCUGCUUGUCACCCGGCACCAUCCAACACGAGGUGAUGCACGCGCUGGGAUUCUUCCACGAACACAGUCGCCCGGAUCGGGACGACUACAUCAGCAUAGUGCCCGGCAACAUGGUGACCGACAUCCACGAAAGGAACUUCCGCAAACUGCCUCGAAUGGCUACCUUCGGUCUUCCCUAUGACUUGGAGUCGCUGCUGCAUUACGGUCCGGAAUUAUCCAAGAGCCCCGACAAGCCGGCCAUUGCGCCAAUAGCCAAAACACCGUCCCGAUGGAUGGGCCAACAAUAUGGCCUCAGCCUGUUGGAUGUCGCUAGACUGAAGGCUGCUUACAACUGCAUCCAGAAAGAUGUCACUGCUGAGCGACAGCGUUGCCCGAGGCCAGUCUGCCCUGACACUAACGAAGAGAAGAGAAUUACAGCUGUCUGGCUAUCCAGGAAUGCUAGGACAUGGGCCUCAAUCAACAACGCCACGGUCUAUGCAACUCUGAGAGAUACAAACAAUCUGCUGUUCGACAGUCAAACUGCAAUAACAAAUGCCUUCGGUGAAUUCACGUUGUCCGUACCAGUGACAACCAGGUAUACCAUAACUUUCGAAAUGCCUGGGUUCUUUCCAGUUCUUCUACAAGAUUUCCUUCGCGAUCUCAGGGUGGAAGGCAACGUCUCGAUGGAACCCUUGUUGUGGAUCAACAAAACCUCGGCCGGAAAUGGCACAGCUAACGGACGUCUCUUAUAUAUGAAAAUUGGUGACUGCGACGUUGAUACACCUGCGUCUACGCUAAAUGUUAACAUCCGUUACGGGCUGAAUAAUAUUUCCGGGCCUAUCUUCGCGACAACCACAUCGAAUGAAGAUGGUUACUGGAGCCAAAGUCUACCAGCGGGAUAUUACACGGCAACAGUCAGCGCGGCAGGAUACCUGCCGAAAACUUUUUCGGUCGUCGUUUGCGCUGGAGGCAGCUCAAACAUUUAUCAUUCACUCAUGCCUCUCGUGUCGUACGAUGAUAUUAGGAUAAUUCACUUUGAUGUGAGAUCUGACACGUAUAUGAAGUUGGUAGUCGAGGGGCCGCUGCAAGACAGUCAACAGCGAACACGUGUGGAAUGUCUGGGAACGAGACUGAGCGCUGAUAAUCUGAUUCAUACCGACUAUGCUGGAGCGUAUGCCGAUAGUACCCUCAUCAAGAAGCAGUUGCCCGGCAUGUAUCGUAUCAGCGUUUACGAUUGGAAUAACCGUAAAGGAGCCCCGAGCAGGCGCUUGGUCAAUUCCAACUCUGUUGUCGAAAUCUAUCGCGGUAAGAAUCUGUGGGCAAGAUUUUUUGUUCCCAAUCGAGUUGGCAACACGUGGAACGUGGCAGAAUUUAACGGAGUAAAUCUAACGGCCAUCAAUGAACUUACGACAGAGUUCCACGACGCAUGAAACCCCACCCAGGAUUCUUUUGUAGUUAACCAUAGCUGAAUUGUCUGAUAAUUGAUAUCAAUCAAAGUACAGAUUUAUACUUCCGUUUCUGUUUUUGCAACAGACGCGGGUAAUCGCUAAAAGAAGAAAUAGCAGUGUUGUAUGAUACCAUACUGUAGUGGUCCCGGUCAAUCCGGAUGAUACAUAGUAGAUUUCGUGAGUACAUUAUACAUGGUUUAGUUUACCAGCAUGGCAUAAAUAAGGAAAAGGUGCAUUUUUUUGUUUCU